AUUUGGGUUUUCUUGCCCACAACCUUUGUACAUUCUCUCACUUUACACCAUUAAUGUGUGUUUUUCACAUUUUUUACAUCACCUUUUUUGUAGUAAACUGUGUGAAAAUGUGGAAACUGUAAGAAUUUCUCUAGAUUUAAAGUUUUUAACCUAUCUUUAUCUAAAUUGCUUUAUACAUUUCGUGUUGUUCUUUUCUUCCUUAAUUUAGGGAAAACACAGAGUGUGGCAUCAUAUGCUUAACUCUCACUGUCAACCAAAAAAAAAGAAAGAACUGCAGCAAAUGGAUGAGCUUUAAUUUAUUUGGCAUUCACAUUUAUUUAGUGAAUUUGAUAGGGAGGAAUUAGAGUUGUUGGUUCUUGCAUUGUGCAAAGAAAUAUCAGUGUACUGAAAUGCGCAAAGUGGGCAAAAAUUUGCUUGUUUUUAUUUAUUUCCAGUUGGAAAUCAGAGGUAUUAGUCGGUGGCUGUUAGGUGUUUUCGCAUAAUAUAACUUCAUCUUUAUAUGUGCUAGUUCCGUUCCUCUGCACCUUUGUCGUCAGUUUUGGAGCUGUUUCUGUAGGGAUCUGCGCUUAAAUUUCGGUGAUUAUUGACAAUUUAAGGCAAAGAUUGCAUUCAAGAACCAUGUAUCUUGACUAUGGAAAGUGCUGGGGCGCUUCAACGAAAGACUCUUGGAAGAGCACUCUGCUAUUAGCUUAUCAGAGCCUUGGUGUGGUAUAUGGGGACCUGAGCAUUUCCCCUCUUUACGUGUACAAGAGCACAUUUGCAGAAGACAUUCAUCACUCGGAAACGAACGAAGAGAUAUUCGGAGUUCUAUCGUUCGUUUUCUGGACCCUAACUCUCGUACCUCUGUUCAAAUAUGUUUUCGUAGUUCUUCGUGCCGAUGAUAAUGGAGAGGGUGGUACUUUUGCUCUAUAUUCCCUGAUAUGCAGGCAUGCUAAAGUUAGCCUUCUUCCAAAUGGACAAGUGGCCGAUGCGGCUCUCUCAACGUACAUACUUGAGCAGCCUCCUGAGACAAAGAACUACUCGAGAGUUAAAUUAGUGCUUGAAAAGUAUAAAUCAUUACACACUGCUUUAUUAAUUCUGGUUCUUCUUGGCACUUGUAUGGUCAUUGGAGAUGGACUCCUGACUCCAGCAAUAUCUGUUUUUUCUGCGGUUUCUGGGCUUGAAUUGUCGAUGUCUAAGGAUCACCACCAAUAUGCAGUGAUUCCAAUCACUUGCUUCAUCUUAGUGUGCCUGUUCGCUUUGCAACACUAUGGCACACAUCGGAUUGGUUCCUGUUUUGCACCAGUAGUAUUGAUUUGGUUGCUAUGCAUCAGUACCCUUGGCUUGUACAAUAUUUUCCACUGGAAUCCGCAUGUUUAUCAAGCGCUUUCCCCAUAUUACAUGUUUAAGUUUCUGAAGAAGACGAGAAAAGGAGGAUGGAUGUCGCUGGGUGGAAUUCUCUUGUGUAUUACUGGCUCAGAAGCAAUGUUUGCAGAUCUUGGACACUUCUCCUAUGCAGCAAUUCAGAUUGCUUUCACCUUUUUGGUCUAUCCAGCACUCAUAUUGGCUUAUAUGGGUCAAGCAGCUUACUUGUCAAGGCAUCACCACACCAUUCAUAAGAUUGGAUUCUAUGUCUCAGUUCCUGAAAGUGUGAGAUGGCCAGUACUCGUGGUAGCAAUACUUGCUUCCGUGGUUGGAAGUCAGGCGAUAAUCAGUGGAACGUUCUCUAUAAUUAACCAGAGCCAGUCGCUUGGUUGUUUUCCAAGGGUCAAAGUUGUUCACACCUCUGAUAAGAUACAUGGCCAGAUAUACAUCCCUGAGAUCAACUGGACACUAAUGAUUCUCUGCAUUGCAGUAACUAUUGGAUUUCGAGACACAAAACACAUGGGAAACGCGUCAGGUUUGGCUGUAAUGGCAGUGAUGCUGGUGACUACUUGCCUCACAUCAUUGGUCAUUAUCCUCUGUUGGCACAAACCUCCGAUUGUGGCCCUAUGCUUUUUGCUUUUCUUUGGAUCCAUUGAAUUGCUGUACUUCUCAGCUUCCCUGAUAAAGUUCCUUGAAGGUGCUUGGCUUCCCAUCCUCCUUGCGCUAUUCCUUGUCACUGUCAUGUUUGUUUGGCACUAUGCAACCAUUAAGAAAUAUGAGUACGACCUCCACAAUAAGGUUUCGUUAGAAUGGCUAUUAGCCUUAGGUCCGAGCUUAGGCAUUGCUCGGGUGCCUGGCAUUGGCCUCGUGUUCACUGAUCUCACGUCGGGUAUCCCUGCCAACUUUUCUCGUUUUGUCACCAAUCUCCCUGCUUUCCACCGUGUCCUUGUAUUCGUUUGUAUAAAAUCAGUUCCAGUACCGUUUGUUCCCCCAGAUGAGCGAUACCUUGUGGGCCGUGUGGGCCCUCCAGCUCAUCGCUCGUAUAGGUGCAUUGUCCGCUAUGGAUACCGGGAUGUUCACCAGGAUGUUGACUCUUUCGAAUCUGAACUUAUUAAUAGGCUGGCUAAUUUCAUCCGCUAUGAUUGGUACAAGUCACAUGGCAUUGCAGAUGUAUGCAAUGAGGAUGAUGGUUCUCGAUCCGGCUCAUCAUCGAGUGAGUGCAGAUUGGCCGUGAUAGGAACAGUGACAUUCUCUGGCUUACCUGCAUUCGAUAUUGAGGGAAGCAUACAACCAGCAAGCGUGUCCAUCAGGUUCCCGACAACCGACAGUACAUCAGAUGCAAUCGAAAUGGAGCCUGUCAGUGUUGCAGAACGACGAGUGAGGUUCGCGAUUGAUAACGAGUUGGAGACCGAUACACAAUCAGAAACAGAUGUUCGACUGCAGGAGGAGGUACAAGAUUUGUAUGCAGCUCAACAAGCUGGAACUGCGUUCAUUCUUGGACACUCACAUGUAAGGGCAAAACAACGAUCUUCUCUCUUAAAGAGGCUGGCCAUUAAUUUUGCUUAUAAUUUCCUCAGAAGGAAUUGCAGGGGGCCAGAUGUGGCUCUAAAGGUGCCUCCAGCAUCUCUCCUUGAGGUUGGCAUGGUUUAUGUUGUGUAAGCAAUGACUUGAAGUAUUGCUAUUGCUCCUCUUAUAUAGUGUAGUGAUGUUUAAUGUACAAGAAAUCUGAUUUUGCAAAAUUUAUAGAAAAUUUCCUUCAAAAGGGUCUUCAUAUAGCCCUAUAGUUGGUGCCUGUCUACUUUCUUUCCUCUUCCCUUUGUGAAGCUUAAUAUAAUUGGUAGCCCCCAUAUUCUUACUCAUGAAGGAUUUUGUGGAGUGAAUUUUGAGUAGGUGAGAGGUGUGAAAAAGAUCUUGUAAUAUUCUCUUUUCUGGUGGAAAAUUUGAAUUGGAUAGUAACGUAGCUCUUGCAAUGA
This is a messenger RNA of Olea europaea var. sylvestris, 3317 nucleotides long. Its product is annotated as potassium transporter 2-like. Gene Ontology annotation, molecular function: potassium ion transmembrane transporter activity. Gene Ontology annotation, cellular component: plasma membrane. Gene Ontology annotation, biological process: potassium ion transmembrane transport. The coding region runs from base 619 to 3003 and encodes 794 amino acids. The record is from RefSeq and is a predicted model, not a curated record. Lineage: Eukaryota; Viridiplantae; Streptophyta; Magnoliopsida; Lamiales; Oleaceae. The transcript has 9 exons.